GAAACGUUGGCAGAUUCUGUCCGGCGUACAAGGAAUGGCUUGGCAUCAUCGGAUUCCAGACCUCGGAUGAUGGCAACGUACUCCACUGGCUGAGAGGACGGCCAUCCCAUCGCCGGAGCCAUGGAGAGCCCCACUCCAGAGGCUUUUGUGGACGUGGACAAAGGCAUCUGCAUUGCCUUCGUCUCCCUGAUGUGCUUCUUCCUGAUGCUCAUGAUGGUGCGCUGCGCAAAACUGAUCGUGGACCCCUACACCGCCAUCCCCACCUCCACCUGGGAAGAGGAGCAAUUAGACUGA
Messenger RNA from Sceloporus undulatus (fence lizard), 294 nucleotides. It is a transcript of the gene CTXND2, whose product is annotated as cortexin domain containing 2. The record is from RefSeq and is a predicted model, not a curated record. Bases 121 to 294 code for a protein of 57 amino acids. The transcript has 2 exons. Lineage: Eukaryota; Metazoa; Chordata; Lepidosauria; Squamata; Phrynosomatidae.